GGCUAUCUCUUGUUUCACUGCAAUCUGAAAAACGCCAGUUCACAGUGAAUCACAGUCGAGCGCUGGCUACUGUCAGGGUCAGUUCGAAGCUGACGUGCUGUCAAAUCCUGGACUCUUUUCAGGUUGCAAGUCUAGAUUAAGAGAGAUGAUGCUGCUUGGAUUGUUUUUGCUGUCCUUUGGAUUUCUCCUGGACAGGGGCACAUGUACUGCAAUGCAGUCAGAGCUCAGAAUCACAACAAUAAAGCAAGAGCCGUAUGUGAUGUCCAAAGGUGCUCAGCUGGAAGGCUUUUGCGUGGACCUGCUCUCUGAAGUAGCCAAGAAAGUGGGCUUCAAGUACAAAGUGCAGCUGGUGAAAGAUGGCGCGUAUGGUAGACAGGAAGAGAGCGGGAACUGGAACGGGAUGGUUGGAGAGGUGGUGAGAGGGGAAGCAGACCUCGCUAUUGCUCCGCUGACUCUCACUGCAGCUCGGGAGAAAGCUGUGGGAAUGACCAAACCAUUCAUGCAGACGGGAAUCAGUAUUCUGCUGAGGAGGGACGUUUCAGAGGAUGCAGGCUUCUUUGAUUUCCUUUCCCCUUUCUCAGCACAGACCUGGGUUGGCAUACUCAUUGCCUAUCUGGGGACGGCUGCUUGCAUCUUCAUAGUUGCCAGACUCAGCCCUUCUGAGUGGAGUCAGCCUCAGAGUGAGAAAAACACGUUCGGUCUCCUCCACAGCCUUUGGUACACAGCUGGAGCUCUGACUCUUCAAGGUGCCGGCCCUCAUCCCAAAGCCCUUUCGGGGCGUGUCAUCUGCAGCAGUUGGUGGCUAUUUAGCGUUGUCCUCUUGGCUUGCUAUUUCUCCAACCUCAGCUCCACUAAGACCCCAGAGUCCUCUCACCUGAUGGUGAAAGGGUUUGAGGACUUGGCCAAUCAGGAUGUGAUUGAAUAUGGCUGCCUGGCUGGCUCUUCCACACUUGCUUUCUUUAAGAAUUCAAACAACCCAGUGUACCGCAGAAUCUAUGAGCACAUGGAGCGGACAAAGAGUUUUGUGUCGAGUAUGGAUGAAGGCAUUCGACGUGCAAAAGAGGGCAACUACGCCUUCAUUGGAGAGUCUGUUUCUCUGGACUUAGCCGUAGCGCGUUACUGUGAACUAGUCCGGGCGCAUGAAGUCGUUGGCAUGAGGGGAUACAGCAUUGCUGCUGCUCUUGGUUCUCCAAUCAUAAAGAACCUCAGUGUGGCAAUCCUACAACUAAGUGAGGCAGGGGAGCUGGCUUACUUGCGAAGCAAGUGGUGGGCAAGCAGCUGCAUAGCAGACAAGGGCAAGGUGUCAGCUGUGCAGCCGCAUAACCUCAAGGGGAUAUUUCUGGUGCUUUCCCUCGGCCUUGGGCUGGGAACAAUUGUGGCUGUCCUGGAGCUGACCUUCAAGAGUCGCAGGCGUGCAGCAGAGCACAAGAAGACAUGUUGCUCUGUACUGACUGAGGAGCUGAGUCUGCGCUUGAGGACCAGCAGUGGGAACAGAUCCCAGGAAAAUGUAGAUAAAGACAAGGAAAAGGCAUAGAAGCCUUUGGAAGAUUCAACUACUAUGAAACGUUUAGAUUUUAGAGCUUUUUAUGUUUGAUUUAAUUAUUGUUUUCCAUUUGGCUUGAUAACACUUGAUAACUUUGUUCACAGAAUUUACAGAAAUAUUAACUCAGUAGACUGUAAACCUUAUUAUUUACCUUAUUAUUUACAUUUGAACUAAAAUGUAAAAAAAAGUCCAACUUUUUCAGAUAUAUAAAUUACUGAUUUUUCAGUACAACUGCUACUCUUUCAAUGAAAAAUCAAACACUUCAGUAUAAAAAAACGUUUUUAAUUUCAGUUUACACUUGUAAACUCAACAUUUUGCUAACAAACUGUGCACAUGUUUACUUUCUAGGUUUACUGCUUGCAACUCUGCAUCAUGUAUUUUGUACACUUGGCAGUGGCAUCAUGUGACUUCAGCAAUUUCUUUUUAAAAACUACUUCAUGCAUAAAAACUGGGAUGAUUGUAAACAUUUCAGCAAGAUUAGAAAAGAAAUAAAAAAAAACAUCU
Messenger RNA from Haplochromis burtoni (Burton's mouthbrooder), 2047 nucleotides. It is a transcript of the gene grik6, whose product is annotated as probable glutamate receptor. Bases 146 to 1534 code for a protein of 462 amino acids. The transcript has 10 exons. NCBI's taxonomy places the organism in Eukaryota, Metazoa, Chordata, Actinopteri, Cichliformes, Cichlidae. Gene Ontology annotation, molecular function: transmitter-gated monoatomic ion channel activity involved in regulation of postsynaptic membrane potential; AMPA glutamate receptor activity. Gene Ontology annotation, biological process: monoatomic ion transport; modulation of chemical synaptic transmission; synaptic transmission, glutamatergic. The record is from RefSeq and is a predicted model, not a curated record. Gene Ontology annotation, cellular component: dendritic spine; AMPA glutamate receptor complex; plasma membrane.